Messenger RNA from Pecten maximus, 629 nucleotides. RefSeq lists its product as uncharacterized. Lineage: Eukaryota; Metazoa; Mollusca; Bivalvia; Pectinida; Pectinidae. The record is from RefSeq and is a predicted model, not a curated record. The transcript is spliced from 4 exons. The coding region runs from base 1 to 498 and encodes 165 amino acids.
AUGUUGAGUCAAACAUUACUGGUGACAUUAGUAGUGUACCUGACGUUAUUAGAUACGUGUAGCUCUGGUAGAACUGUGACCCGACGUCGUCGGUCGGAGACUAGCGGAGGAUCGGCCGCCACCCAGGACGUACUGGCAGGGGAUGGCAGCAGUAGUGGGAGUAGUAACGGGGGCAAGGGAGAUCCUAGCAAAUCCGCAGGCGGGGACUACUCAAAGUUCUACAAAGACAUCAUGGACAAUUUGAAAGGAUUCCUGCCUAAACCUGACAUGAACAGUGACAAGGACGAAAGUGAGGAGGAUUUCAGCGAUGAAGAUGAUGAUGAUAGUAGCGAUAACGAUCAGAUGGACUGGGCGUCGAUAUUCGCAGGGUUUUCUGACAAGUAUAUGAACGGAACAAACAGCCAGGGUUUUAACGAAAAAGAUAGCAACAACCAGACCCAGCAGAGUCAACAGAACGACACUCUAUCACAGGCAUUCGCCAAGUACUUCAAAGGAUAGGAAACAGAAGAAGCAUAGAAUGCAGUUACAACAACAUAAAUGGUGACAAUCAAGAAGAUUCCUGCUCGAUUUUCCCCUUGUCGUAUUAUUAUAUUGCAAUUUCAUGAAAAUAAAACAAACUGGUCAUCAAA